Messenger RNA from Mercenaria mercenaria, 1134 nucleotides. RefSeq lists its product as uncharacterized. NCBI's taxonomy places the organism in Eukaryota, Metazoa, Mollusca, Bivalvia, Venerida, Veneridae. The record is from RefSeq and is a predicted model, not a curated record. Bases 218 to 1084 code for a protein of 288 amino acids. The transcript is spliced from 6 exons.
GUCAUUUUGGUUUUUGUUCAAUAAUGUCUUACCUACCUAUAUUCUUUGCAUAGGAUGUAUCAUUACCUAUGCAUUUCGCUGAAGGUGGGAGUAACAAAUUGGGCGCAUCGGCAGCUUUGGCCAGCUUUCAGAAAUGGAUUGCUUUAUCUAAACGCUUGAAGAAGUUUGAUCAUGUCAUGCUAUUAACAAAGACUUGCGUACAAGAACAGCAUGUGUUAUGACAGCAGUGUAUCGAUUGUUGAAGACCGGGAAGUGUCCCACGUCGCUACGAUUGCAGCACAUGAAAUUGCUCAUAGAUUAUUUCGAGGGAUGCCCCUUUGGAGACCAGCCUGGAAUUAUAUCAAACGAACAAACCACUUGCAAAGGUUCAGUUCUUGCCAAACCUUUCCUUUGUUACGAUGAACAGACGGCUUUAAUGUGUUGCAAAUCCUGCAGCCUACAUUACAGAUCAAAACCAGGAUGUGAAUACGGCGACAAAGAAGGAAAGUGCUCCUCGAUAAACUUACUUCACUGUCUGUUUGAUGAAAGUACGUGCUGUGAAACAUACGCACAACUAGACAAAACACUUUCAGCACUACGACUUCCGGUGUUUAUUACGUGUGUACUACUUGUACUCCUCACUAUCGCCGUUAUCACACAUUGUAUCCGGCGAAAAUCUCAGAAUAAAGGACAUCGUCAGACAAAUGAAAAUUGUGUAGACACAUUGCCGACAAACGACGUCUCAAAUACCUGUUGUUUGGCAUCGGCUGCUGAUUCAAAGAGCGAAAAUAUUGUUUCGAAUAGAAAAAGAACACCUGUUGGCCAAAGUAGUUUUGAAAUGAAACCUUCAACAAGGGAGACAAUCGGGUAUGAUAUUCAAGCUGAUGAAAACGAAGCACCUGAUCCCACAAACGACUUCACAGAACGUGGAAAUGCACAACAAAUCAUGAUUGAUAGAUUUUUAUCAAACUGGAAUAAAUAUAUUGAUAAUAAUGGUAAACAGCUUACAGAGAGUAGAUACAUUCCUUCUUCAGAGGCUGACCUUUCUGUUGUGCAACCAACGGGUACACGAAACUCUCGCAUUUGGUCAAUCGAUAUGUUAUAAAAGAACGAUGCCACUAUUUCUAGGAAUAUUCAUUUAAUAUGAGCCGUGCC